CCCCCAUCUGCCCAUCCUUCUGCCUGGGAGCCAAGGGGGGUCUCCGAGGCAGGCAGCCAUGAUCUGAUACAUCUGGACCCUGAGGGCUGGUUCCUCACCUGACACACACAGAGAGAGAGACUGAUUCAUUAGUGGCUCUAACCCCUUCCUCUGCAGGACCUGGCAUGUGGGGCUACCUGUCCCUGCUGCCUGCCUUCCUGGCCCUCUGGGCUACCACUAGCAUCUGGACUGUCUUUGCGAUUGCGGUGGCCAACAGGACUGUGAACCUCACAGAAGGCAUCCCCUAUAUCAGUCUCUGUGGAUCGUACCCCCCUCAGAGCUGCAUCUUCAGCCAGCUGCUAAACCUGGGAGCUGCUAUGGCCGCCUGGAUCUGCAUUCUCCGUUACCACCAGUUCCGGGACUGGGGCGUCAGAAAGUGGUUUAACCAGCUGGUCCUGUGGUCGGGGCUCCUCUGUGCCCUGGGCACCUCCGUGGUGGGCAAUUUCCAGCAAAAGAACCAGCAGGCCACACACCUGACGGGGGCCUUCUUCGCCCUCUUUGUGGGCAAUGUCUACUUCUGGCUGCAGCUCCUUCUCUCUUGGAGGAUGAAGAAUCUGCCCCAGCCCGGGGCCCCCUGGAUCGGGCCACUCCGCUUUGUCCUCUGCAGCUUGUGCACCAUCCUCAUGGUGACCAUGGUCAUCCUCCACACCAGCCUGCUGCGCUCCGCCUCGGCCGUCUGCGAGUGGACGGUCGCCAUGCUGCUCUUCACGCUCUUUGGCCUCCUGGCCGUGGACUUCUCCUGCCUGGAGGGCUGCACCCUGUGUCUCCAGCCUGGCCCCAGCCUGGGCCCGCAGCCAGACUUGGACUCCCCCAUCUCCCUGAAGCCCCAGCCGGCCCAGGCGCUCUGACCCAGGCUUCGCCCUCACUAGCAGAGGAAAGCGAGGCCGAUUCCCGGAGGCCUCCCCAACAUAAAACGCUGGGAGGAACCUUCAGGGACGAACCUGGGGGUGAACUUGAAAGAACGUGGCCAGCGCUGCCCCUCCUGGAGCCCCGUGGUGUCCACGCGUGGAGGGGCUGUGAGCGACCGGUGGGCUGGCAUCUCUGUGCCCUUCUGUCCCUGCGUCGGGCCCCGCCCCCACCAUCAGGGCCACCGGGGGAAGCGAGAGGCCAAGGCGAGUCAGCCAGUCCCUGAUCAAGGCUAUUUAUUAUUGUUCUUCUUUUGCCGCCGGGCGGAAUCAGAGAC
Molecule: messenger RNA, 1222 nt
Organism: Molossus molossus (Pallas's mastiff bat)
Lineage: Eukaryota; Metazoa; Chordata; Mammalia; Chiroptera; Molossidae
Gene: TMEM150B
Product: transmembrane protein 150B
Exons: 6
Coding region: 165-887 (240 amino acids)
Source: RefSeq, a predicted model, not a curated record